Messenger RNA from Talaromyces marneffei, 4389 nucleotides. RefSeq lists its product as uncharacterized. The record is from RefSeq and is a predicted model, not a curated record. The coding region runs from base 1 to 4389 and encodes 1462 amino acids. The transcript is spliced from 5 exons. Lineage: Eukaryota; Fungi; Ascomycota; Eurotiomycetes; Eurotiales; Trichocomaceae.
AUGCUCCACGACGAGCUGCUUCGCUCCAAGAACGACGAGAUAGUACGAUGUUUGCAGUCACGAAAACGAAAACUCAGUGAGCUCUAUUUUGCGACCGUCGGAUACUUAGGCGCGAACGACGGGGCUCUUGCGAAUACUCUCUAUGAGCAAAAGAAACAAGCCUUCCUCGACGCCAACGAUCUCACCAAGGGUCGAUUCUACAAUGAAGCGACACUCCCUUCCUUCCCCAACUAUGACGACCUUGUCGCACGAGUACAAGCGCACGCUCGUCCUGCAGCCGGCGAAGUUGCUUCUUUAGAUGUGCCUACAAAGGAACAAGCGCGAUUACCAGAAGUCACCGCUCCGAGCGUUGGCGAGAAUAAGGAACGUGUUCAAGAAAAGGCGAUCGAUAAUGAGGUGCAGAAAUCAGUUGCGCGCGCAGACAGCGAGCAGCCUGUUAUCGAAACGAUACUUACAAAACCAUAUAUCGCCCAAAAAAUUGAUAUCCCCGCGCCAGCGACAACAGUAGUUGGCACAAAACCUCAAUUUGCGACGCCUGGAACCCCUGUGAGCACACAUGAACAUGCUGUGUCAAGCAACUUCACCUCUCCAUCUCAUAAUCGUCCAAGUCCCAAAGAUAAAGCUACCGAACCCUCAGUUUCAGAAGUACCUGUUCCGGCACCAUUGCAAAGUGCAGAAACGAUUCUUCAAGGUAAACAAGGUCGCAGACCGUCGUUGGCACUGGGAACGACUGCUCACUUAGACCAACCACUUUCUCCUGCUUCGUCUAUCGAACCAUUCUCCACUCAUACCCCGGCGCCCCAAGCCGCGUCUCCAGAUACAAGUCCAGAUGAGUCCGGAGAAAUUGAGGAUCAUGAGGAUAUAUCAGCCAAACCAGUUGGUGAAGUGCAUGAAGCUCCAUCCAACAAAGUCGAAGGUAUAACAACACCAGCUGCACCUUUAACUCCAGAUGAACAACUCCGUUUUGAGGAAGCGCAGUCACUCCGGCGAAACGCGCAGAUCUUGGCUGCCAGUAAAGCAAUUGGAGAUCACGGGGAGCCGGGCAGCAACUCGGUAUCAAAUCAGAUUGUCAAGGGAGAUGCAACACCUUCGCAAUUAGUACCACCACCUAGUGAUCACAUGAAAGUGCAGGAUGGUCAGCCAACUCCAGCGGCACCGAAGGAGAAGCUCUCACCAACAUCAUCUGCUAUACCAGAGAGUCAAGUGGGGCGCGGCUUGCCUACAGGACCAGCUCCUACAGAAUUGAAGGUCGAACCAGAGACCGGGUCAGUUACCAAACGGUCAUCAUCUUCAUCCACAACCAAUCUCGUCGUACAAUCCGUUCCAGAGAGAAUGACAACUCGAGUGUCGUCGGGUGCUAUUCGACACAAGUCGGUCUCUGAAAUCCUUGGGGAGGUUCCGAAAACUCAACAGGUUGAAAAGCAGCCAGCUGGUACGGCUCGCGAUACCCUGGCUCUCAGAUCUCCGGUAUCUCAAGCAAGUCCCACUUCCGUAUCUCGAGUCAAACAAAAGAAAGAUCGAGAGAAGGAACGAACAAAGCUUUCUACUGUGGUGUUCCCAAAGAAGCAAAUUGAGAAGAACGAUUCAUUUGCUCUGGUCCGUCAGCAAACGGGUGAUCUGAUAGCUGGGCUAAAUGAACAGCAAGAUUAUCUGUUUACAUUGUUCCAGAAUAAGGCCUAUUCACCUCCUCGCACUUCAAAUAUCUCAACACUUCUUGCUACCGCCCACAAGACGUUGAGUACAUCUAACCAUCUUCUUGAAUAUCAAGAGCAGAUGGAUUGUCGUACCCUUCGUCGGAUAUACGCUUUACAGAAUUCUAACCGAUGGCCACUUCGUCAAAUGGAACGAUCUGCAGAGCCUUUGCGUCAAGGCACUCACUGGGAUGUCUUGCUAGACCAUAUGAAGUGGAUGCGCACAGAUUUUAGGGAAGAGCGCAAGUGGAAGAUUGCAGCUGCGAAGAGUUGUGCUGAGUGGUGUGCCGAAUAUGUUCACAGUGAACCGGAACAUAGGGCUCGGCUCCGCGUGCGUACAAAAACUCUAUUACCAAAAUCGGCUGAUCCUUUUGAUGCCAUCAACGCAAAUAGCGAUAUCAUGAUGGUUGAUAUUCACAUGGAUGAAUCCGGACCCGUUUCUCAGCCAACCCCAGACCUCAUUCCUUCUGCUGAGGAAGAAUCGGGGAGCGAGGGUUUCAUUGACGAACCACGAUCUGAUUUUAGGGAUACCGUUGCACCAGCUGCUAUAUUCUCCCUCGGCUCUGAAGACUUUAACUUCUCCAUUGAUUUUACCCCUGUAUCGGAGAAGCUACUUGGCGAACUGCCAAUCUAUGCACCUAUCGGCAUAUCUCCAGAUACUCAAAUGCCCGACUUCAGAGUCGAGCCUGACACGGAUUGGAAAACAGAAGUUCUCCCCGUUUCGAAGUUCUCGACAGGUCGAAUCAGUUUUCGGGAUGUUGAGCCUGCAAGGAAAAAGUCUAGAUAUGAUUACACUCUUGAGGAUGACCGUGUUGAGGCUCCUACCAUAGAUAUCACUCCCGAGCAAACGGACGUUGCUCUUUUCCGUCCGGAGAAUAAGCAUAUUCGCGAUCGCAUUCACCCCGGUCAUUCCUUCCGACCUCCCACUGAAUAUCCGAUGCCAUCUGUUGGGUUCUUUGAAUCGAGACAGUCUUCACAGUGGACUCUAAAUGAAGAUGAUGAACUCCGCCGCCUUGUUAAAGAUUAUUCGUACAAUUGGUCUCUCAUAGCCAGCUGUUUAUCAUCUCCAUCUCUGUUUUCUUCCGGUGCUGAGCGUCGGACGCCGUGGGAAUGCUUCGAACGAUGGGUUGGUCUUGAAGGCCUGCCUGCUGACAUGUCUAAGACGCAAUAUUUCCGAGCAUACCAUCAACGCUUGGAAGCUGCCCAACGUACAAUCAUCGCACAACAGCAAGCUGCUCAACAACAGCAGCAGCAGCAGGCACAACAACAGGCACAACAAGGCAUUCCUACUCCAGCCCAACCUUUGGUUCGUCGAAGAACAACCCAACCCGUACGUGUCGACCGCCGCCGAGCUUCUCGCCAUCUUGCUCUUCUAGAUGCUAUGCGAAAAUUGGCUAAGAAGCGAGAAACGAUGCUUCAGAAGCAGCAACAAGCGACUCAUCUUGCCUCUCUACGAAAAGUAAACGAGGCAAAUCAGCCAAAACCCCCCAUCACUAACCCAGCCGAUUUCAGUAAACUGAAAUACGAACGGGAACAGAAGCUUCAGGAGAGACAGGAACAAUACCGCCAACAGAUGAUUGCACAACAGAGAGCUAAUUUGGCUGCACAACGUGCUGGGCAACUUCCAAAUCAACAAGCAGCUGCAAUGAACGGUGUUGUUGCUCGAACACCUAAUGGCGUGCAACCUGCUGGCGCUCAACCGAUGCCUGGAGCUGCACAGAAUGCAGUGGUCAACGGCAUUCCUCCAAAUGCAAACAUGAAUCACGCUAAUGUCGUGCCCAUGCAAGGCUUGCCGAAUGGACGGCCCAUGAGUAGCCCUAUGCCACCGAAUGCCAUGAGUGUGAAGAUGGUUCCGCAGCAAGGCUUGCCUCAGCAAAUGGCAGGCCGACCAGGAAUACCUAUUCAAAACUCACCUGAUAACGCAAGAGUUAUUCGCGAGGCAAGCCGGCUUCAAGAACAACAACGUCUUCUGCAGUCUCGACAGCAACAGGGUCAGCCAAUGCCACAGGCUGGCCAGCAACAGUUCCAGAGCCCACAACAGUUCGCUCAACAAGGUACUCACUCUCCAAACAUCAAUGUCCAGGGUAUCAAUGGUAAUCCCAAUAAUGCAGCCAUGCUUGCGGCUAUGCAAGCUGCUAGUGGGAUGGGUAGUCCUUCUCCAUACAACAAUGCGCAAGGCGUGCCAACUGCAUCUCCACGGAUGGGCCAGCCAAAUCAUCUCUCGAGUGGUGUUGUUCCUACAAUAACAAACAUCCAGAAUCAAAUACAGAGGACUCAUCCCAAUCUGUCUCCUGAACAGGUCGCCAAGCUUGCAACGGAACGACUGCAUGUGUAUCAACAGCAGCAACAACGCAUGACGCAAGCCGCAAUGAAUGCUGCUGUGGGAAACGCGGGCGCUAUUCCAGCCAACUUCCAAAUGCCACCGGAUCCUAGUUUCCAAGGUUCACCUCAACCCAAUGGGAAUGUUGCCAUGCAAAACUCUCAAGCACAGUUCUCGCCGAUGAUGAGGGUCGCUCAGCCUAAUCAACCAAACCGCGUACCGGUUGCAAGUUCCCCGUCAAUGAAUGGAAGCGUUCUUCCACAACAGAGUCGAAGCGCAACUCCGCAAACUCAACGCAGUGGAAGCGUCCAAACGGGACCUGUUCCAGGAACAAACCAAAGCCCUCGUCCUCCUGCGGCGCAAAUGGCCACCAAUUAA